Oikopleura dioica is the source of this 1731-nucleotide messenger RNA. The record is from the annotation of a GenBank genome assembly. Lineage: Eukaryota; Metazoa; Chordata; Appendicularia; Copelata; Oikopleuridae.
AUGGCUUACGUGACCAUGACUUUCUCAUUCUGCAUUUUCUUCUAUGUCGUCGUGGUUACUGGGAUGUUCGUGAGUUCCUCAUACGAGUAUUCACACUCAUGGUACCAUCGUCGUCGUAAAUAUGAUCCCGAAUACCCGUACGCUCUGGUUGGUGAACUUGUCUGCUUUAUGAUUCAAUGGGGAUUUCUUUUCUACAUCACUAAUAUCCAUGGUUCUCCUGCACAGUGCUGCAGAUGUGUAGAGGAGCCGGAGGACACAUGCAGAUGUGAAUGCUGCUACAUCUAUCCCGAGCCGAUUCUUGACGUUUUCGCGGGACCAAAAACGACUCAACCAGGGUUCCAAAUUUUGCUGGAACUACCGCGAUCGCACUGCGACGGUUUCCUCGCCGAAGCUCUAUCUGAAGACGAUGCUCCACCUCAAAGCACGAAUUUCCAAUCUGAACCUCAAUUGACAACUGUCCAGCCUCAACCUCAAAAUUUUGCUUUCCAGUUACCAAACGGUCAACAAGCAUUCAUUUUGCAACCUCUUGGGCAACAGCCGUUGGCAACUUCAUCUGUCAUCUUUGACUACGAUUUCCUUGAUUUUUGGAGAGCGGCGGAUGUCUUUGCCUACCAGUGUCGCCAUUCAAUCAAAAAUUAUGCUGCGAGAGCCGAACGGUUGAUUGAGAACUACGAAAUAGUCCGAGAAGCUGCACGAUACUACGAUGGAUGGCCCAACGUCGAUGAGGAUACCCUUGGUGAAUGCUUGUGCAUUCUACCCACUUACUGGCAAAGUUUUGAUGAGAAAACAAGCCCACAAACGAACAUCAACAAUUUAAAGCACUGGACCGAAUGCUGGAUCCAGUGGCAUACAAUUAUUUCUCCAGCAGAAAAACAAAGAAUCAAUAAAGCGUUGAAAAAGAUCGAGAAGAUCGCGAAUAAACCGCCAAACUAUCCUGCACCCAUUUCUUACCACAUUUCCGAGGAGACAAUGACCUACGAUCAAGCUCGCGGCUAUUGCUUUGCGAAAAACAUGUGGCUUGCUGAUCCUGAGAGUCCUUUCCGGCUUUAUGGUAUCAAGGAGACAAUGAAGGAAGAGGAUGUUUCAUUUGUUUGGUUUGAUCCUCAAUGGGCGGGGUCUGACCAAUGUUGGAUUGAAGAAAAAUUUGUUCUUCCACUUCCACCAGGUCCUCCGACCUUUGUUUAUGAGGAAAAGUCGGUAAACUGUGCGGAGAAAAACCAAGCUAUUUGUGAAGAAGGCCAAAUGCUUCCUUGGGGGGUCGAAACUUGUGUGCAUUUUGAACUUGCUCCUUUCCAAGCAGAAUCAUUCGACGAAGCUCGGGACUACUGUCAAAGUAUUGUUUUCGAAUUUUGGCCAUACUGGGAUCGAAUCGGUAGCCUUCCCUUCUUCGGCUCUCAAUCCGAGCUUCAUCAAUUCAACCAAGAAGCAAAUUUGACGGAGUACCGCGAACAAGUUCUUGGAAUUUUCCGUGAACCUGAAUAUGAAAGCGGUUGGGGAGCGCACUACGGUCGAAUGGAGGUUGAAGUCGAUGUUUUCUCUUGGGGACCCGGCCAACCAAACGAUGGCGUUAAUAACACUUGCGUCAUGACAAGAAAUGCCGAUCCAUACACCUGGGAUAAUGUUCCCUGUGAUUUUCCUGAGGGCAUCAGCUUUUCAUGCAGAAUUGAUUGGGAAGAACCUGCUGGAUAUGGAUGCAUUCCUCCAGUUCUCACUGACCCACCCGCCGCAUGA